ACGGGGGUUUCCUUGUCUUUGACUGGAGACCAACCAGGAGAGAGGCGGAUGAUAACAGCAUCCCUUGCUGUUAUUCAGCCAUCACACAUCUCAAUGAACUGCUCUCAAAGAAACCACUGAUCGUGCCCACUGCUUUUUGCAGGGCAGAGAUACAGAUCAGUGUCUAAAAACUGCAUCUCUUUUUCAUAUGAGAUUAUUUUUUCAUAGACUCUUUUUUAUUUCAAGGUCUCUGUAGCCUAUCUCUUUCCACCAUGGUGCUAGGAAAGGUAAAAAGCUUCACAGUAAGCUACGACUGUCUCAAUGACAGCAAUGUUCCCGUUUUCUCAAGCGGGGACUGCGUCUCAGGGAGGGUGAUCAUCGAAGUCACGGGAGAAAUCCGUGUGAAAUCUCUCAAAAUCCACGCAAAAGGAUUUGCAAAAGUUCGUUGGACUGAAUCGAGAAAUGCUGGAUCCAACACUGCCUACACGCAAAACUACACAGAAGAAGUGGAAUAUCUAAAUCACAAAGAUAUUUUAAUUGGACACGAGAGAGACGAUGACAACUCUGAGGAAGGACUCACCACUAUCCAUUCAGGAAGACAUGAGUAUGCAUUCAGCCUCGAGCUUCCACAGACACCUCUGGCUACCUCUUUCGAAGGGAAGCAUGGCAGUGUGCGCUACUGGGUGAAGGCAGAACUCCACAGGCCGUGGCUUCUGCCCAUGAAGACCAAGAAGGAAUUUACAGUCUUUGAGCACAUUGACAUCAACACUCCAUUAUUGCUGUCACCACAGGCUGGCACGAAAGACAAAACGCUUUGCUGUUGGUUCUGCACCUCAGGUCCUAUUUCCCUAAGUGCCAAAAUUGAAAGGAAGGGAUACACCCCAGGAGAGUCGAUCCAGAUCUUUGCAGAGAUUGAGAACUGCUCAUCCCGCAUGGUGGUGCCAAAGGCAGCCAUCUACCAGACCCAGACCUUCUAUGCCAAAGGGAAGAUGAAGGAGGUCAAGCAGCUGGUGGCCAACCUGCGGGGAGAGUCUCUGUCCUCAGGCAAAACAGAGACCUGGAGUGGCAAGAUGCUGAAGAUUCCACCUGUCUCACCCUCCAUCCUGGACUGCAGCAUAAUUAGGGUGGAGUAUUCCCUCAUGGUAUACGUAGACAUACCUGGGGCGAUAAACCUGUCCUUGAACCUGCCCCUGGUCAUCGGAACCAUCCCUCUCCACCCCUUUGGCUCCCGUACCUCCAGCGUCAGCAGUCAGUGCAGCAUGAGCUGGCUGGGCCUGGGUCUGCCUGAGAGGCCUGAAGCUCCUCCAAGCUAUGCAGAAAUUGUGACAGAAGAGCAGAGGCAGAGCAGUCUGGAUGUGCCAGCAGCCCGUGAGGAGCUGGACGGACCUCUCUUCGCCUACAUUCACGAGUUCCGCUUCCAGCCUCCACCUCUGUACUCUGAGAUCGAUCCUAACCCGGAUCAUGCCAGCCGUACAGAGGAGCGCAGACUCGACGCCUGUCCGUCACGCUGAAGGGUAUUCCUGCAAUUCCCCUGAGCGAGUCGGGGAACUCAAAUGAACCAGCUUGCAAGGCUCAGCUUUGUUUAUUUUUCUCCAACAACGGUGUUCACUUAACACUGCUGACAUCAAGAGAAAAGUAUCCAACAAACCAACCAAGACUUGGACAAAUACCCACAGUUGAGUUGGGUUGGACAAAUCUGUUCCUGCCAUCCCUCAGUGAGAGAAACAGGAGUCACUGGUUUGGGGUAUUACUUCCUUCCUGUGUCAGUCUGCUGAGGGUUGGAUAUGUACAGAUGAACACAUUUUCAGUCUGUAUGAAACCCCCCCUAUCCACUAGUAGCGAGAGCCCUGCUGAUAGUACUGACAGUGAUGAGGAAGAAUCAGCAAGGCUCGACCUGCCAAGCUCCUCUUUGACCCUUGAUUCUUCUGUACCCAUGGCACAUAAGGACGUGGUUCUUCACGCAAAAGGCAGGACUAAUCAUGUCCAGACUUCAGUAGAAUCACCUAAAGAAAAAUGGGAUGAAGACAGAAAAAUAUCAACCUUCUGACCACCAUAGCCUGUAUGAAUGAAAGUGUUCAGCGGCAGCGGUUGACAACAGAGCAAAGACUACGUCCUCCUGCCUCAUUUGGGAUUUUGUUUUGCACAUUUAUUCUUUACUUGAGUUGUGUGGCUCCAUUUAAUGAGAACUGAAAAAAAAAAUCACUAAUAGUUUGGUUUCAGCCUUGUAAUGCGCCAGACUAAGAAUAUGAGACUGCAGGCUUAACUUUAAAGACUUUCAUCUGCAUAACUUUGAGCAAUGCUGAGAACAGGAUUUGAUUUUGGAAAAAAAGACUGAAAAGGACAAGAACAAUGCACUGAAUUUGUUUAAGCUGUUUUAAAGAAUUUUCUUUUUCUCCUUAUGACAUUUCCUCAGUGACUUAUAACAACUAGACUGGACUCUUACUACAACUUCAGCACACUGUCUCCAUCUGAAAGCUCUUUAAGAUGUUGCCUCCUCAGCUUGGAUCCAUGUGUGGCUUCCCUCCUCUUUUAGUUUAACUCUGUUAUUCUGUUUCUGUAUUUAGCUCCAAUCGUAGAACAGCUUUUAGCCUUUUUUUGUGUUGAGGUUGCUCUGGAUUUGGACUAGGAGGGUUGCAGACCUGCAUUCGCCACUCAAAUCGUAGCUGAAGAGAAACAUGAGUCUCUGAGUGAGUGAGUGAGUGUGUGUGUGUGUGUGUGUGUGUGUGUGUGUGUGUAACACAGAGGGUGGUACAUUGUGGAGGACUUGCCUCACCCUAAUUGCCUGCAGCCCUUCUACUCCUAAUCUCAGGGCAAGCCAGGCUUGCAUUACUGCCCAAAAAGCACUGUCUCAGGUGGUCUUCUCACUUGCCAAACGGUUGGAAAAAAGAGAGAAAAAAAAGUUAUAAGUUUUCUUUUAAAUUGCACUGUUAAAAAUAACGAAGGGUUUUGGAUUUUUUUUUUUUUUAAACUUCCAAGAUGAGAAAAUAAACCUGCAGAUAAGCAAGGCAGCUUUCUGAGAUAAAUCACAUUCCCUUUUUGUCCUGCUGCACUUGCCCAGUUCAUCCAACAAACUGUUAGAUGUACCAGACCAGUGAAACCAGAAUGCUGGCUAUAAAAAAAAAGAGACCGAAAAGGAGGAAUGACGCUGCUCCUGCAUUAAAGGAGCAAACCCAGCACAAAUGAGAAAAAGCUGGGGACGUUGCUGAACUUCUGUUGAGACUGGUCAGAACAAGUAGUAGUAGGUUGACAUGAGUAAUACAUUGGUUUUCUCACUCGGUCAACAUAAAAGACCAGCUGCAACAGAGGUUUGACAUAGUCAGGAAAGAGAAAAGCAGCACUUUUUUGAUAAGAAAAUUUUUUUAAAAAAAGCAUUCAGUGGUGAAGGUCUGGAGAAAAACCUUUUGGUACUAACCUUGUUAUCCGAGAGGAUUUUUUUCAGUAAAGCAGUGUUCUGUAGGACAUUAAUGCAUUAUUUGAAUUUUUUUCUAAGUUUACAUUUUAAACAUAGCUGACACCAGUUUGUAUGUUGUGUGUGUGUGUGUGUGUAUGUGUGCGCACGCAUGUGCACGCUCUUAUUGAGAUCCAGCUGCAACUAAGUAUACAGCUUCUGACCGUAAUCGACAAACUGCAGAUUAUUAAAGUGAUCUUAUCUUAGUGGCCUUGACGCAGAAGAGACCUGAUCAUGAUUCUUCAUUUUUCAGUGUCUAUAUUAACUCUUCUUUCUCCUUUAUUAUGUUUGUACACACCCUUUCCAUGUUUAUUCAAAAGGACAAAAAGGGAAAGAGGAAAUAAAAAGUCCUUUAGAAGAAAGCGUUUUUAAAAAAUGACAUCUUGGACAGGCCUCUCGAUUGUUAUUUUUUUGAAGCUGAUGAGGGUUGACUAAUUUUUUUUCCGUAUUUCUGGGCAUUGGUUUAGUUUGCUUCUUAGUUUACUAAGCAACCUUCCUGAGUUAGUCUCCCUGACCUCUCUGAUCCCCCUCAGGCCUGGGGGUGGCAGCUGUUGAUCAGCACCCUAUCCCCCACCUCCCCAUCCGAGAAACGUUUAGGUAACGUGGGACAACAGACCAACUGCUUCUUCCACGUCAAACCGUUCUACCCCGUUGUAUUUGUUUGCAGUCUUUUGUUUGGAUUUUAUCUUAGGGAAACAAAAUCAAGCUACACGGUAAUGAAUAAGCUUACAUAUUUGUUUCAGGUUGGUCAGUUCCAUAGUCCAUUUGCUUGGGCCUCAGAGUAGUCCAGUGUCAAAGCUAAGCUAAACUCCUGACCUAAUAAAGGCAGGGACUGAAAUGUUCAGAGAUAAAGAACCUGGCAGACAGGAUCUGAAACAUUUUAGAAACCAAGUGCAAUAUCACUCUCUGAAUUUUCUCCAUUCUCCAUUUGUAUGUUUGUUUUUAUCUUUUUUCUUGUCUGUCAAUCAUGACGAUGUAUAGAUAUUCUAUGAAUAUUCUAUGUUCAGAAUGAUUUAACCCUUUGUCUAGUUCUUCCUUUUGAUUUGAAUAAACGUUUUGUUCUAAAUUGCA
Messenger RNA from Scatophagus argus, 4498 nucleotides. RefSeq names its product arrestin domain containing 3a (gene arrdc3a). The record is from RefSeq and is a predicted model, not a curated record. Bases 252 to 1490 code for a protein of 412 amino acids. The transcript has 8 exons. Gene Ontology annotation, cellular component: cytoplasm. Lineage: Eukaryota; Metazoa; Chordata; Actinopteri; Scatophagidae. Gene Ontology annotation, biological process: protein transport.